Molecule: messenger RNA, 2189 nt
Organism: Mycosarcoma maydis (corn smut)
Lineage: Eukaryota; Fungi; Basidiomycota; Ustilaginomycetes; Ustilaginales
Exons: 1
Biological process (GO): nuclear envelope organization
Cellular component (GO): nuclear envelope; meiotic nuclear membrane microtubule tethering complex
Molecular function (GO): protein-membrane adaptor activity
Source: RefSeq, a predicted model, not a curated record
AUGUCGGUACGCAAUACUGGCCGCGGCUCUCAACGUCGCUCUCCGCGGCUUCUCGAGAGGUCCCAGACGCCCGAGGUUCGCAAUCUCAUCCGGGCCUUGACUCCAACCUACAGUGCACGCUCGUCCGACCUCAUCGAGCAACUGACACCUUCCGCAGCCGCUUCCCGCUUUCAGCGGCCGUUGAUCGGCGCUAACGCAUCCAGCCACAUCAGCGUCAAGCAAGAAGAUACCAGCACUAGCUACUACGUACGUGAGCCUUCCAACCAACCUCGAUUGACCAGUCCGCCUUCGUACCAGCCAGCCUUGCUGCGCGGCGACCAACGUAGCUUCAACGACCCCCGCGAAGCCAAUGCUUCGCUGAGCGCUUCCAUGUCGAUCUUUUCCAGCGAAGGCGACCCCGCCGACAACUACCAACAAGAGGAAAGCGAAGUUGCGCGUAUGCAGAACGAGCAACAACAGAGGCCCACCUCUCGAACCACUGUCACUCGUAGAGUGCCUGGCCAGCGCAAACCUCGUACUUCGGCAGACGAUCUAGCGUACAGGCCUGCAAGUGACGAGGAUGUCGACGACGACGACGAUGGCGGAUCGCCAACCCGAAGAACCCGAAGAGGCAGAAACUCGAACUCGUUUGGAGCGAUAGAACAGGGACGAAUCGACAAUAUUCGCUGGAGGAACACCACAGCCAAAAUGAAGAAGAAGGCUCGUCGAAAGACGGUCAAUGGCGUUCCCGUGGAUGCAGACGAGGACGACAGCAGAGAGCUCAAUGGAGAAGAAGAUGCAGGAGCAGCCAGUGGCAAAGAAACGCGCUUCGAUGGAGCUUCUGACGCGGAGAAUGACCAAGAUGACAAUGACGACGGAGCGUGGAAUAGUCUUGACACUGAUGGAAUUGACAAGCCACCAGCGCCAGCUAAACAACACGCUGCGGGCCCCUUGUUCGGGCGGCUUUUUAUCGGGGUGAAGUCGUACAUUGGACGCUUGCUCGCCGUUGUUCUGACCUUAUUGCUCAAGCUGCCCCGAUUCUUCUGGCGCAAGUAUUGGUCAUUUGGUUCCGGAGCGCGUUUGAUACUCGCGGCGCUCCUCUUUGCGGCUGCCGCGCACUUGUUUGCUCCAUCGCUCGGCAUUUUGGACAGGCUCUCGUCACACGUCGGUCUGCUCUCCAAUGACGGCGUUUCUGGUAGCAGCGGUGGUCGCUCGCUUGCUCUCUCGCUGGAUCGAGAGAAUCAGCGACUUCGGGGCGAGAUCAACCGUCUCAGUUCGCGCUUGGACAUGCUUUCUUCCUCAAUUGACGCACAGAUCUCGGCUUCGCUUUCCUCGGCUGCAGCCAAAAUCCAAGCUGAUGCCGACACGCGUCAAUCGACAGAGAUCAAACGUCUCUCAGCAUCGACCAAGCGUACUGUGUCGCGGCUUGCGCAAGACCAACUGAAAUCGAUUCAGGAUUCCGUGUCCGCAUCGGUGGAGCUGAUGCUUCGCGAUUUGGAUCAGAAGAUUAACUCGCAAUUGAAACAACGCGCGGAUGAUACCGAAGGCAAAUUCUUGCAUAAGCUCGAAGGCGAGGUGGCACGAAUUGCAAAGUAUGCCAACGAACAAGUCAACGCUCGAUUGGGACAGGCGUUUGAUCAGACUUUUGUGAGCACACUCGUCGAUGAGAAACUGGAAAGGUACUCGAGGGAUCGAACGGACGAGAUGGAUUGGGCAUCGGUGACGAGUGGUGCGUGGAUUUCCGAGCAAGGAACCGUGCAUAGGGGGUAUAGGAUCAAUAGUGUUUGGAACUUGGGCCAGUUUUUGGCACAGGGUAGGAAGGUGGCGAUAGGUGAUCCGGUGAAAGCUAUCACGCCGGGUGCUGGGUUGGGGGUGGAUAACUGUUGGAUGACCGGGUGGAAUUCGUUUUUGCAGGUGCAGUUGGUCGAGACUAAGGUGGUGGAGGGAUUGGCGGUGGAGCAUGCGUUGCCGGGGAUGGUAAGGUCCGCACCGAGGCGCAUUCUUGUUUGGGGCAUUGUCGAUGAGUCGGACCAGCACAUUUAUCUGCAGUACCGACGAUCUCAAGCCCAAAGUCAGGAUGAAUACCUCACAUCGCUUCUACCACCAGCAUACCUCGAUGCGAUACCGCACGAAUAUACGGCUGAAGGUAGCGCGCCACUCCUUCUCUCGAUUGCCGAGUCCCACCCAACGCAUCACACUGCACACUUGAC